Molecule: messenger RNA, 915 nt
Organism: Pelobates fuscus (common spadefoot toad)
Lineage: Eukaryota; Metazoa; Chordata; Amphibia; Anura; Pelobatidae
Product: olfactory receptor 10A7-like
Exons: 2
Biological process (GO): G protein-coupled receptor signaling pathway
Cellular component (GO): membrane
Molecular function (GO): olfactory receptor activity; G protein-coupled receptor activity
Source: RefSeq, a predicted model, not a curated record
AUGGACAAAAAAAACAACACCCAAGUUAUUGAAUUUAUUCUAAAGGGAUUUUCUACUGAUUCAAAUCUUCAAAUAUAUCUUUUUGGAAUAUUUUCACUUAUUUAUGCUUUAACAUUUAUGGGAAACAUGAUGAUAAUUGCUACAGUAACCAGUGAACCUAAGCUUCAUUCUCCCAUGUAUCAGUUUCUUAGAAGCUUGUCUCUCACUGAGAUCUUCUAUAUAUCAGUGACUGUCCCGCGCAUGCUUAGAGACUUACUACAGCAAAAAAGAACCAUUUCUUUUAUAGGAUGUGCUGUUCAGCUUUACUUUUUUUGUUUCCUUGGUACAACAGAGUGCUUCACUCUUGCUUUCAUGGCAUAUGAUCGAUAUGUAGCCAUCUGUUACCCUCUUCAUUACACAUCUAUAAUGACUAAGGCUAAGUGUUUACAGCUCUUAGCAGGGUCGUGGCUCUCUGGGAUACUCUUAUCUAGUGGUCAAAUUUCAUACAUGUUCAGCCUACCCUUCUGUAAUGCAAACAUAAUUGACCAUUUCUUUUGUGAUAUACUUCCAGUAGUAAAGUUAGCAUGUGCUGAUACAUUUGCUAAUGAACUUGCUAUCUUGCUAUACAGUUCUUUGGUUAUACCACUACCCUUCUUGCUUAUACUUGUGUCCUACAUUCAGAUAAUUUUUUCUGUACUCAAAGUGCCUUCAGCAGAUGGGAGGAGAAAAGCAUUCUCUACAUGUGGUUCCCACCUUACAUCAGUCACCUUGUUUUAUGGAUCAGCUACCAUAACAUAUCUAAGAACUAAAACCAACAACACAAACGGUGGUGCCAAAAUAUGGUCACUUCUUUAUGUUGUUUUUAUACCCAUGCUGAACCCUAUUAUAUAUAGUUUAAGAAAUAAAGAGAUUAAAAAUGCCAUCACCAAGACAAUU